Messenger RNA from Aplosporella prunicola CBS 121167, 847 nucleotides. RefSeq lists its product as uncharacterized. NCBI's taxonomy places the organism in Eukaryota, Fungi, Ascomycota, Dothideomycetes, Botryosphaeriales, Aplosporellaceae. The coding region runs from base 272 to 475 and encodes 67 amino acids. The record is from RefSeq and is a predicted model, not a curated record. The transcript has a single exon.
UUUUUUUUUUCCUUCUUGUUUUCUUAUCGUUCAGGAAUUUUUUUUUCCUCUUUGCCUUCUGUCGUCGUCGGCGUUUGAAAGUUUGGAACGGGAGGCGGGAUGGUGCCGCGAAGAGAGUCAGUCAGGCUCAGAUCGCAUCGGGGCAUCACACGCGUGCUUGGCUCGCAUCAAGCUUUUUAUUUGCUCGUUCGCAUCUGCCGGCUUUCGACUUUUUUUUUUUGCUGCGUCGCAAGACACGAGCGGGAGAUUAUUGGCGCGUUGAUGGGUGACGAUGGUGGCGGCAUCAAGAGCCUCAGGCAGACCAACCAGCCAGCCCAAGCGACCGGGUAAUCGCGCAGACCCGAAAGACGUCCGGGCCCCUAUCGUUGCAUAUUGCAGUGUUGGCAAGUUUGCGGCGACGCGCAAAGGCAAUAUGCGUUCGGCGCGCGCGCCCCUGCGCCGCCAGCACACGCAACAACAAGACCGGUCGCGAUAGGGAGGGCUCAGGGACGGCUCGUGAGUCGUGACGAUACGCAGGGCGCGCGCAAUGCACUCCUCGUAUUUUGCUUUUUUCCUUUUUUGCCGCUGCGGCGGUAAGGCUGGCUUGGUCGCAGCGUUUUCUGCCAGUCUGUGUGUCUGCGUCCGUUCGUUUUUUAAUUAAUUUGAUUCCCACCUCGGUCCAACCGUGCUCCCCUUGGCUUUGGCCUGGCCGCCCGCCAGCGCACAUCACGAGAGUUGGUCCCCCCUAUCGCCACGAUCCUCCCUCCUAUCUGGAUGUGAGGGAAAUCACUGCCUGAGCGCCCUAACGGCGAGAUGAGAAAUGUAAUUGCUGGCACUGCUGCUCCGAGCUCGAGAGUCUCGAUUCUCG